Molecule: messenger RNA, 2496 nt
Organism: Lodderomyces elongisporus
Lineage: Eukaryota; Fungi; Ascomycota; Pichiomycetes; Serinales; Debaryomycetaceae
Gene: LYS14
Product: Lys14p
Exons: 1
Coding region: 1-2496 (831 amino acids)
Biological process (GO): positive regulation of transcription by RNA polymerase II
Cellular component (GO): nucleus
Molecular function (GO): DNA-binding transcription factor activity, RNA polymerase II-specific; transcription cis-regulatory region binding; zinc ion binding
Source: RefSeq, a predicted model, not a curated record
AUGCAACAGUCAAACAACACACUUUUACUGAAGCAGUUGCAUCUUCAACAACCACCAAAACGUCCAUAUUCACGACUGGGAUGUAGGGAGUGCAAGCGACGCAAGAUUAGAUGUCCCGAGGAAAAACCUGAAUGUUCAACAUGUGUUAGAUUGGGCAAGACUUGUUCAUACCCUUUGGCUGGAGAAAAAGUGCUAAGAAUUUCGAGAAGAUUGAUUAAGGAGGAGAUUGAAAAUUUGGGUAAAUCAACACAUUUCCUACCUGUACAGUACGAUGUUCCAAAAAGAAUCAAACAAAAGGCAAAAGUUGCAAAUGAAAAUGCAAGUUUAAAUGGGCAACAACAACAACAGCCGCAACAACAGCAACAACAACAGCAACAGCAACAUCUGUUACCUCUACAUGGACAAACCUCUCCACAUUCUCAUUAUGUUCAUCACAAUUACGACAAUGUUCCGCAUCCGCAAUCAACUAUAGGAACACCGCAACAAACACCUUCUCAGUAUCAGUAUCCAGCACCAGCGUUUUCACAACAACCUUUUCAACAAUCUUAUCAGCAAACAGUACCAGUACCAGCUCCAGCAUCUGCAUCAGCUCCAGCAUCAGCACCAUCUUCAACAUCAGCAUCAGCCCAAACUCCAACAGCACCAGCACCACCAAGGCUGUCUUUUUUAAACAUUGAAAACUUGAUCAACAACUCAGACCCAGUUAAUAACCAUUUUGAUUUCCUUAAUGGCGCAGACUUAUCCAUGCUUACAACUGAUUUAUCCAAUUUGGUCAAUGAAAUCAUGGAAUUUAGUAAUCUUCAACCAUUUCCUGAAGAUUUUCAGUUUGAUCUGUUCAACCCUGCUACACCUUCUACACCGUCUACUUCUACAUCCGUAUCCCCAUCUGCCUCGUGUCUACCCACCAAUAGACAUCAUCAUCAUCAUCAUCAUCAUCAUCAUUACCAACAACACCAGCAGCAUCAGCAGCAACAGCGGCAACAACCUUCCUCUGCACCAGCAUUACAACAACACAUACAACAACAACAACAACAACAUCAUCAUCAUCAGGCAACGUAUAUGGGCGAAGAGUUGAUUGUUAAUCUUCCUCUUCAUUACAUCAAACUAAAACACCGACAUGAAGAAUUAUAUCUCGAGCAGUUUUACAACAAUUUUGCAAUUAUCAUUGAGCCGUUUGACGCAUAUCAUCAAAGGAGUAAAGUUUUAUCCAACCCAGCAAGAGAUAUUAUUCUUAAAACUGCGAGCAGUGAACCAUUUUUGUUAGCCGCAGUGCUAGCUGAAGGUGCAAAGACCAGUUUUAUGAAAUACAAGAGACCCGAAGAUGAAAAAGCAUAUGGAGCAUAUUUGUCCAAAUGCUUGAAAUUGUUGGAACCAGCAAGAAAUGCGCAAGUGGAUGAUUUGAAUGCCAACAUUGAAGCUGUGUUGUUGACUUUACUAUUGCUAACUGCGGCAACAGCAACAAGCACUCAGCAAUGGAGACCACAUCUCACUGGAUGCAAAGAAUUGCUAGUAAAGAUUUCUACCAAGAGUCGAGAUAGUGCAAAUAUGAGACACGUCUCGAAAAUCAUUAUGUUUUGCAAGUACUGGUUUCUUUCAAUUGAGAUACUUGCUGGUUUAUCGACGAAGCUAGGAGGUACAUUACAAACAGAUUAUGAGAUAAACCAACUAAUGUCAAAUAGUAGUGAUUAUGAACUAUCAGUGCUCAAGGAUAUGGGGAUCAUCACAGAGCAAGGAUUCAAUAUUCUCAUGGGCUAUAGCCAUGCUUGCAUCUCUACAUUCCGCGACUUGUUGAAAUUGUUAAACAAGCACCGCCGAGAAGAAGCACAGAGGCAACAACAGGCGCAACAUCAGGCGCAACAACAGGCGCAACAACAAACACGACCAACACUUUCACCACUCCCACUGCAACCGUUGCAACAGCAUAAUCAAUACUCAUGCGAUGCCAUGCUCAACCUCAAAUUAGUCUCUGAGUUUUAUAAGCACGCUGAAACUGUUUACCUAGAUUCCAGAGGGAUCAUUCACGAAUCAGAGCUUCACAGUAAAUAUACUAAACCAGGCUUACCGAUUGAAGAAAUUCGUAUUGGAAAGGAUAUCUAUUGGUUGAGUUGGCAAGACAUAUCUCAUCAGUCUUAUGUCAUUUCGUCCAUUAUAAUGAUUCUCACACGUUUUUUCCACAUUGAUUCUACCAACUCCAAUAUUAAAGUGUUGGUGGACAAACUUGUACUGUUUAUCACCUAUCUCCACCAAUUCUCUGACGUACAGCAACAUGCUUCUCCAUUCAUGUUGUUGAUGAUCCAGUGGCCUUUAUUAGUAACUGGAUUAGAGUGUAGAGAUAGAGCACAACAACAAUUGCUAUUGAAAUAUUUUGCAAUGGUGGGUCAGAUUGGCGCAUCCACAGCAAAUAUCUCGGUACAAAUGUUGCGGAAGGAAUGGGAACUAGGUGCUGCAUCAGAGAAUAAAUCAGAGGGGGUCAAUGGUGAUACUCUCAUCUACUGA